AUGACGCUCAGCCUCCGCCGCAAGCAACUCGAUGUUAUCGUGCGGAUGCUGCACCUGAACCAGCAGCAGUUGCCGAACGGCGGCGAGGGGCAGGGGGAGGACGAUGCGUACAAGAUCCUGGUGAUGGAUCAGCCCUGUAUCUCCGUCCUGUCGCCGGUGCUCAUGCUCGGCGACCUCCGCCAUCACGGUGUCACCCUCACCCUCAACAUCGACCGUCCGCGGCAGGCGGUGCCCGAUGCGCCGGCCGUCUACUUCGUCCGGCCCACCCCCGGAAACGUGGGCCGCAUAGCGGCCGACGCCGCCGCGGGGCUCUACGGGUCUUUCCACGUCAACUUCUCCACCUCCGUCCCGCGACCCCUGCUGGAGCGCCUCGCAACCGCCUGCGCCGCUGCUCCGCCCGCGUGUGCGGGCCGCGUAGCGCGCGUUGCUGACCAGUACAUCGACUUCGUAUGCCUCGAGGAUGGCCUCUUCUCGCUAGCGCAGCCCCGGGCCUACGUCGCCCUAAACGACCCCGCCGCUGCCGACGCUGACAUCACUGCGCUCGUUGACGCCGUCGCGCUGGGCCUCUUCUGCGUCGUCGCCACGCUCGGUGUUGUGCCUGUCAUCAGGUGUGCACGCGGCGGGCCAGCUGAGAUGGUGGCUGGCGCCCUCGACGCCUGGCUCCGCGAUCACCUACUCGCCAAGCCCAACCUCUUCACGGAAGCUGCAUCUGCCGCCGUCACGUCAUUCCAGCGCCCUGUGCUGUGCCUCUUCGACAGGAAUUUCGAGCUGUCUGUUGGGGUGCAGCACGACUGGAGCUACCGCCCGUUGGUGCAUGACGUGCUUGGCUUGAAGCAGAACAUUCUGAAGUUGCCGGCAGAGAAGUACGAAUUGGAUGACUCUGACAAAUUCUGGGUGGCAAACAGCUGGUCUCCAUUCCCCAAAGUUGCUGAGGAAAUCGAGGCGCAGCUUGCCAAGUACAAGCAGGAUGUGGAUGAGGUGAACCAGCGCACUGGUGGUGGCAAGGUUGGGGUUGAGUUUGAUGGUACUGAUCUGAUUGGCAACACUAAGCAUCUUAUGAAUGCGGUGAACUCACUACCAGAACUGACAGAGCGGAAGAAGAUGAUUGAUAAGCACACCAAUAUUGCAACAUCAUUGCUUGGGCAUAUCAAGGAGAGAUCUCUGGAUGGAUACUGUGACUGUGAGAAUGAUAUGCUUGUGAAUGGCACUGUUGACCGGAAUACACUGCUGAGUCUCCUCAGAGGGAAGGGCACUAAGGAAGAUAAGCUUCGGCUAGCUGUGACGUACCUGCUGUCCUUUGAGACACCACCAUCAUCUGAACUGGAGCAGGUUGAGGCUGCUCUGAGGGAAUCCGAAGUUGACAUGUGUGCAUUUCAGUAUGUGAAGAGGAUAAAGGCAUUGAAUACCCAAUUUGCAUCUGCUUCAGGCACAGCAACUAAAAGCAACAUCGUCGAUUGGGCAGAGAAGCUGUAUGGACAGUCCAUUAGCGCUGUGACUGCAGGAGUAAAGAAUCUCUUGUCAGAUGGGAGGCAGCUGGCCUUGACAAGAACAGUUGAAGCUCUGAUGGAAGGGAGACCAAACCCUGAGGUGGAUGACUACCUUUUGUUUGAUCCACGGGCUCCUAGGUCAGGAACUGGUGGGCAGUUUAAAGGACCCUUCAGAGAAGCUGUUGUUUUCAUGAUUGGUGGUGGAAAUUACAUUGAGUACAAGAGCUUGAUGGAGCUAGAGCAACACUCACAGCCUUCCAAGCAUGUUAUAUAUGGUGCAACAGAAAUUCUUAGUGGGGCUGAAUUUAUUCACCAACUGGCAGAAUUGGGGCAGAAAGCAGGAUUGGGUGGUGGCAGCAGCAACAUAACACCAGGUUCAGCACAAUAG
Miscanthus lutarioriparius is the source of this 1875-nucleotide messenger RNA. The record is from the annotation of a GenBank genome assembly. NCBI's taxonomy places the organism in Eukaryota, Viridiplantae, Streptophyta, Magnoliopsida, Poales, Poaceae.